Fusarium subglutinans is the source of this 1608-nucleotide messenger RNA. RefSeq lists its product as uncharacterized. The transcript has a single exon. Lineage: Eukaryota; Fungi; Ascomycota; Sordariomycetes; Hypocreales; Nectriaceae. Bases 1 to 1608 code for a protein of 535 amino acids. The record is from RefSeq and is a predicted model, not a curated record.
AUGCCCAACCCCCUCAAGGCAAUACAUGCAAGUUUCAACCUCCUGACCUGGGCGCUGGACCACGACCAGGUCCCAAAUGAUAUCCGUCGCAGCCUCGAGCUCGUUCGAACAUGCGACUCAGAUCUUCAGCAUCUCAUAGAAUUAUGUCAAGAAUGUCUCCAUCUUCUGCAGCGCCGCCCAAAGGUUCUUGACCGGGUACACAACAUUAUCGAAUCAGCUCAAAGAGGACUUCAAGAAGUCUGCGAGAUCGUCGAGAGGUGUCGCCCUGAGGCUGACAGAGGUGGAAAGACUACCUUUUCGAAACGCAUGGCGUGGGUGCUUGUUGAUGCGAGCGAGUUCAAGAGUCAGGAGCCUAUUGUUAGUCGACAUCAUGCCGCUGUGUUGGCUGAGUUGAACUUUUUGAGACAAAUAGCUCUGUUGGCUCCUGUUCCUGAACCUGUGAGAGUCAAGGAGAAGUGUGGUGUAAGAGAUGAUACCGCAGUGUUUGAUAAUGUCGCACUGCUAGGGGAUCUCCUUGGUGAUAUGACGGGCAAGUCGAACAUCCCCGGCAUAUAUACUCAUCGAUACAAUGAUCUAACAAUAUAUUUCACUGUAGCUCCUACCAGGAAAUCACCAAUUGUUCAGUCUCCAACCAUAGUCUUCAACACAAACGCCGGAUCGACUACGCCAACGACGCCAUCUUCGCUCCAAGUACCCCAGUCUCUUCAUAGAUCAACGAGUUCGCAGACGAUGCAUAUAGAGCAUGCGCCUGGAUCACUACCUGAACUUGUUCCAGUCAACAUGAACAGCACAACUCUACCUCAGUCUUUCACUUCAAGUGCCACUUACGAUAGUGAAGCCCUCGCGGGAUUGAGUCUGCUUCUAGGAGACCCCUUAGACUGGAGAGACUCACCGCCUCUGGCGCCAGCCAACAAUAGUCCAUUGAACCGACCAGUGACAGCUCCAUCUCAUAGGCAGCCUGCCCACUUCAUUCAUAAUGGUUCUGAUCAACAUCUUUCACUUCAAAGCUCCUAUGAUAGUGUCUCUGAUCUGAGCCAAGCUAGCCAGCGAGAAAGCCUCAACUACACUCCUUCACGUCUAUCGUCAAACAUCUCAAGCCCUUGUUAUCAGCAACAUUCACUUUCAAUACCUCCAGCAGCCACACGGCCAACGUCUCAGCUCCAUCAUAUGCCGUCUGGCCACUAUCCGGGGCAGCUCAGGUGGUCAAAUUCGUCUUCUACAACAAUAUCUUCCAUCUCGUCGGGUUUGACAAGACCUGAAUACAGCUAUAUACCGCCAAUUGCUGAGCUUGACCGUUCUCCACACCAUAUGGUCCCCAUCGUUGGUGCAUUGAGCCAUCUAAAUCGACCCAACGAGGUGCCGUUGGACCAGAAACUCGCUAUCCAAAUCAACACAACACCUGUCGAGCUUCCAGCAGAGGAUAGCCUACCCAUGAACAUAAACCCAUACUGCCAGGCUUUCCGUCAGGGGUCUAGCAGAAGAGGGCGAGCCAUUAGUCAACCAACAUCAACAUUACAACAGCAAAUAACGAGGAAGCCAACUCUUAGCCAGGUAAAUGAAGUGAUGAAGGAUUAUAAUAAUGUACCAAAAGAUUGUGCAACAUGGUAG